AAACCAAGUGUCGUUUUGUCUUGAAUAGCUUGACGUAGAAUAUUUCCCGUUGAGAGAUGUACAACUCCUAACAAUUCCACUAGAAGUUCACAUUGCGUUCCUUUGCCACCAGCUGGCGGACCAAGAAUUACAAGACGUGGGGGGGAAACUAUACCUGCUCGCAAUUUCGAGAUAGGUUUUAGUUGUGAUAAGGCUACAGAAUUGGAUUGCUGCAUGAGUCACGUCGGGACAAGUGUCGUACGGGUUCGUAGUGAUGAAUAGAGUUUGUAGUUGACUUGGUGGGGAAUCUUGAACUGAGACGUUAAAUUUAAUGUGAUCAGGAGUGUUAAACACAUCGUCUCAGUGAUUCUAAAUAUACCAAGCUGGCUUUACGCUCUGACGUCGAGGAAAUAUCAAGUGCAAAUGAUGUAAUUGAAAGCCUUCAAACAAAUGAGUUUCAAGGUCAGUAACGACUUAAUAAACAAAUUUAAUCGAGGAAUAAGUUCAUGUGUACAUUUUUAUGACUAAAUGGCAGUAGAAAGCAUUCUUUAUCUUGCGUCUAUGCUUACCAUGUACCGGUCCAUGCUUUAUCAUUUGAGUCGAAGCUUUCAAGAAGCUUUGAAACGCUUUCGACUUCGCACCUUGUUCAUAUGUUCCUCAAACAUCGAUUGGUAUUUGGAAAGUGAUAAUUUACAUCAAUCGGGUGUUUUGACUGAUCAAUCUCAGCAGCUAAUUUGCUGAGAUAUUCCAAGUAAUCUGAAUCGGUGACUUUGGCCUUCAC
Molecule: messenger RNA, 760 nt
Organism: Plasmopara halstedii
Lineage: Eukaryota; Oomycota; Peronosporomycetes; Peronosporales; Peronosporaceae
Exons: 1
Coding region: 508-720 (70 amino acids)
Source: RefSeq, a predicted model, not a curated record